AUGCUGUUGCUUUUAGUUUCAUAGUUUCGUCUGCUAGAAUAGUCAGAAUGAAAUGGUGACGAUUGUGUAAGUGAAUUUCAGUGACGUUUUUGACAAAAACAAUAUACCGUAAUGGAGCAUAUAAAAGAUGUACUUUCUGCAGCAUCACGUGGUAUUUUAGAUAGUCUGAGAGGAUUUUUUCUAAUUUUUACCUUGGACCGAGAAAUUGAAUUACAGCGUAGUCUUAAACGAGAAUCCAAGAGCAAAAUUAUAAGACGUUCUCAAACAAGCACGUCGAGUGCUUCAAAAGAAAAACAGGAGGAACCUCGAAUACUGCACAGGACACUUCAGUGUAGUCUGUUGAAUGGAGGGGUUUUCUGUCUUUCAAUAUUUGCCUUUAAUGGCAUUGUUUUACCAUUAAUUGAAGCUCUACUUACAUUCAGCUUCAGCUUUGGUGGGCAGCUCAAUGCUGCGCAAUGGGUCUGGUCUUGGACCUCUCCUGUUCUAUCUGCAACUUUCUCAACAUUGUGGAUUCUUCCUUUAUUUGUUUUAAGCAAAUUUGUGAAUUGUUUUUGGUUCCAUGAUAUUGCUGAUGCCGCAUACAAAUACUCAAGAGGCAGACCACAGCUAUUGCCCAGUAUUAGCAAAAUGAUUGCAGAUAUGCUUUUCAGUAUGGUUAUUCAAGCACUAUUUUUGGUUCAGGCCAUGAUUAUGGGACUCCUGCCAAUUGCAGUGUUCAAUGGUCUGCUGUCAAUGCUUCACUUGUGCCUUCUGUAUUCCUUAUACUCAUUUGAAUACAGGUGGUUCAAUGAAGGUUGGGAAUUGCCGAAGCGCCUAACUCACAUUGAGAACCACUGGCCUUACUUUUUCGGAUUUGGUUUGCCAUUAGCAAUUUUAACGUCGAUGCCCUCAUCUACUUUAGUCAGUGGAUGCGUUUUCUCGGUAUUGUUUCCAUUUUUCAUUGUAAGUGGUAACGAAGCCCGACCCACUACCAAAGCCAACAAUUAUCCUCUAAGGCUAUUUUCUCCCGUCGUCGCUCUUGCCAACACGAUUUUCAAUCGUACAAUUGGUCGUAGCCGAUCCGCCUAGCUGCCAUAAUAACCCCCUACAAUUUUAGUUUCAUCUUUUAUGCUGAACGUGUGACCAAGAUCUUUAGCCUAUCUUGGUUGUAAACGAAUAAUUUUGAUCAUGUACAAUGGAUCAUCAAAUCAGGAUGUGUACAGAUACGGGAAUAAGUGGUUCUUGUUUUCUAUUAUAAUACAAAACUUUAUCUUCUGAUAUUUUAGUAGGUUGCCCUUCGAGCAUCUCGCAUUUCAGCCUUGCCUAUUGAAAAUUGUUUAAGGCGAUAUUUAAACGGAAAUAACGGAAAGAAUUGUCCUUACGAUGUAACACAACAUGUAUUCAUAUUUUAUGGCAGAGGCAUUUCCUACCGUUUUGUGGAGAAGCUGUUAGAAAGCACAUACCUACAGGUGAUCAAACAAGACGGACGAACCUCACAGGUACAAACCUAAUUAGUUGGAGCUAAUAAGUGAAAUUACAAGAGCAUGACCUCCCAUGAUUCUGCUCUUGGGAUGUGGUGCAACAUGGUGAUAGCCGUAAGCUUGUGUUCCAGCUGUUCAAAUAUUGAGCAAAGCCUUUGGUCUAGGUCGCAGCACGGACGUGCAAUAGCUUUGGUAAUGAUUUUCCUUAUUGUUACAAACGUUGUACAUCAAAUGGGGGAAAAAGUAGGCUGUUGCAUAGUAAAUAAUCCAAUGUUUGAGUCUGAACCAGUCACCUUCCACCGUAUUUCGUCACUAAAAGUUUCCCUGCCUAUGGCACUGUGGUCUUAUUGAAUGCUUGUACAAAAGAAGAACGAAGGAAAACGUUCCAAUACGGAA
Messenger RNA from Daphnia carinata, 1856 nucleotides. It is a transcript of the gene tank, whose product is annotated as etoposide-induced protein 2.4 homolog. The coding region runs from base 112 to 1068 and encodes 318 amino acids. Gene Ontology annotation, biological process: macroautophagy. NCBI's taxonomy places the organism in Eukaryota, Metazoa, Arthropoda, Branchiopoda, Diplostraca, Daphniidae. The transcript has 8 exons. The record is from RefSeq and is a predicted model, not a curated record. Gene Ontology annotation, cellular component: endoplasmic reticulum.